Molecule: messenger RNA, 801 nt
Organism: Cydia pomonella (codling moth)
Lineage: Eukaryota; Metazoa; Arthropoda; Insecta; Lepidoptera; Tortricidae
Exons: 3
Coding region: 1-801 (266 amino acids)
Molecular function (GO): nucleic acid binding; RNA-DNA hybrid ribonuclease activity
Source: RefSeq, a predicted model, not a curated record
AUGACGGGGGCCAUGAGAAGGACCCCGACACACGCAAUGGAGGUAAUGUUAGGUUUGAAGCUACUCUGGAUUGAGGUAGAGAAAAGAGCCACAGAACAGUGGUACAGAAUGAAAGCAUGUAAAGAAUGGAGAGGAAGCUGCGUGGACAAGAGACACGCGCUGAUACAAAGAGAGGCACUAUCAAGAUUUGAGAUGUUGAUGGCCAACAACGACCUUAUAAAAAGGCAGGAGAUAUUCGACAAGAAGUACAGGGUACAUAUAGGAGAGAGAGACAACUGGAAAGUGGAAGUCAGACACCCAACGACAAUCUGCUUCACGGAUGGCUCGAGAAGAAGCUCAACGAAACUAGCAGGAGCGGGCAUCGUGAUCCCUAAACUGGGAGAAACAGUAUCAAUAUCACUGGGUAGAUAUGCUAGCGUGUUCCAAGCUGAGGCAGCACUGAAGGCACUGAAGAAAAUAUCAGUCACCUCCGCUCUCGUGAGAGAAUGUAGAGAGGAGCUAAACUCGAUAGGCAAGCAAAGAAGUGUCACGGUAACAUGGGUGCCGGGGCACCAGGGAGUAACAGGAAACGAGAGAGCAGACGAGCUGGCGAGGAUAGGGGCGGAGACGGAAUACGUGGGUCCGGAACCGGCUCUGCCUAUGUCAGCGGAUGUCACGAAGGGAGUUAUAGAAAAGGUAAAAGAAAUGGAAGCACAGAGAGAAUGGGAAGAAGAGACUAGCUGCAGACAGUCUAAGAUGAUGGUCAAGGGCAUUGAUCACAAAAGAACCAGGUAUCUUCUGAAACUAGACAUCUCAAGGUAA